AUGAUUUCUACCUCGGUGAAUCCAAUUCUAUAUUGUUAUCUUCAAAGUAAGCUGAUUUCUCAUCAGGUCGUGUGGCAUUUCUGGUUUUUUGGUCCACUGGUUACCAGCGGUGCAGGAUUGCAGAUUCGUCUUAUUGAAAGUUCUCACUACGCUACUCCAAUCCAAAGCGUGUCGCGCCAACCUGGUCUAGUACAAGCUGCACUGGCUACACCUGUGACACUACACAAGAAUAGAGCUCGGUCAAAACGAUCUGAAGUUGCAAUGGUGGCAGGUAAAAGAGGACGACCAAGAAAGAUUGUGGUGGCUGAAGGUGAUCCGGCCAAAGAGCCGCAACCUGCAAUUAUUGUGAAGACUGAGCCACGUGAUGGACUAGGUCCGAGUAGCAGCCAAGCACAGCCUGCUACGUAUGUUCCCGCUCCCGGAGAAAUUGUUUCUGGAUACGACGAGGAGCCGGAGGAGGAAGAUGGAAGUAGCGAAAUUAUUGUUGAUGUGGUGGAUGAGGGCACAACGGUUUAUCAAACAGCCCGAGAAAUAUUUGAGCCGAGUCCAAUUGAAAGGAGGCUACGUGAGAACCGCAUUUUCAAUGAGGGAGAUUGGUCUAGCGCAGAAUUGAAGUCGCUAUACGAUGGAAUUACGACAUACGGGACCACUGAGGAGGCUCUGGAGGUGAUACAGGAAAAUUUCUGCCCCACAAGAAAUUUAGAUCAAGUCAUGGCCAAGGUGGAGGAGAUACGCGCGUUAAAUGCCGAGCACAAAGAGGAUCGCUUGGCGAUGCAGGUUGAACAGUGGGUAAAUACUGGUUAUCGAGAUGUCACCGCUGUGCCUCAAUACGUAAUUCUUCCUGAAGUCAGCAAUUGGGAAGCAGCUAUACAGCGUGUGAAUCGACAAAUACGGUCGCACAGUGACUAUCCGGUGCGUGCAGCUAUUGAGGCAGCACUAGAAACUCAGCCUAAAGAUGCUGAGAGUCCGACGCUAUACAAGGUGACAGACUAUCGUACGGGUCGUGGUUACGGUAAGGAACAGCCGGUGAGUUGGCAGCGUCUGGGUACGUUCUUCGCUGCAGUUGUUCGGCAUGCACGACCAUUGCCGCCGCUGAAUCCACUCGAGUGUGCAAUUGCAUUAAAAGUCGUUGAUGAUGUCGAAGAGGAAGUUGUUCGAACACUUACCGAUGAGCAUAAGGCAGUUAUACGUGGUUGGCUGGCGAACAUACAAAUGCGUCAUCUACGCGAUUUUGCACCAGAUACACCAUAUUCAACUACUAAUGCGGUUGCGGUUCUACUUGAUCCACUUCGUACACGCUUGUGGAAUAUUCCUCGAGAUGCAUCCGCACUUCCAGAAGUCAUAGACGAGGAGCAGUUAUCUCAGGAAACAAAUUGA
Necator americanus (New World hookworm) is the source of this 1377-nucleotide messenger RNA. RefSeq lists its product as uncharacterized. The transcript has 14 exons. NCBI's taxonomy places the organism in Eukaryota, Metazoa, Nematoda, Chromadorea, Rhabditida, Ancylostomatidae. The coding region runs from base 1 to 1377 and encodes 458 amino acids. The record is from RefSeq and is a predicted model, not a curated record.